Carassius gibelio (silver crucian carp) is the source of this 3183-nucleotide messenger RNA. It is a transcript of the gene st3gal3b, whose product is annotated as ST3 beta-galactoside alpha-2,3-sialyltransferase 3b. The record is from RefSeq and is a predicted model, not a curated record. Gene Ontology annotation, molecular function: sialyltransferase activity. The transcript has 13 exons. NCBI's taxonomy places the organism in Eukaryota, Metazoa, Chordata, Actinopteri, Cypriniformes, Cyprinidae. Bases 260 to 1507 code for a protein of 415 amino acids.
GUAGACCUCCCACUUACUUAAAACGGUGGGGAGAGAGAGAGAGAGGGUGAUUCCCAAAUAAACCGACACGCAGCUUCACUCUCGUUGCUUUGAGGAGGUAAUAAAGUAUUCUCGCAUUUUUUUUUGCUACCGACAGAGGAUGGCCCAUAACAGCGGAGGAGAAGAAAAAUGUGGUCGAUAACAUUUUAGCUUGAGGGAUUUGACGACUGGUGGGGACAGGUGAUAUAACAACACAGUACGAUGUGAACGGUUGACGAACAUGAAGCCUGCACACAAACUACUGUUCGUCCUGUGUCCCAUGCUGGUCUUGGGGUUCAUCUACUACUCUUCUGGGAAGCUCCAUUUGCACGUAUGGGGCCAGAAGCCACAUAAAGAUGUGGCGCCCACAUUAAAAGUCACUAAACUCACUAGUGUUUCUGUCAAAACCACUGUGACCAAAGAGCCGGUGGUGGAGGGCCCUGUCUCCGUGGGACGAAUAGUAGGCUCAGGUACAGCCUCACUGCAAAGAGUGCACUCUGGUCAGCAUGAGAACCCCAGCAGGCCUGUGUUUGAUAAGCAAGGGUUCUCGCUGAAUCUGGACACAAAGCUGCCUCCGGAGUUGGUGUACAAGUAUGGAAACCUUAGUGAAGGAUCCUGCAAACCCGGCUAUGCAGCAGCCAAAAUGAGUUCUAUCUAUCCAAAGUUUAGUAAGCCAGCUUCCAUGUUUCUGGACCGAAACUUUAAGCGACUUGCAAAAGUUACAAACUUUUUACCUCCAUUUGGAUUCAAAACACAAGAAAGAAUCAUAGAUGUUAUAUUAACUGCCACAAAGAAUUAUGGACUGGGUCCAGAUAUAGAUGGUUUGAGUUGUAAAAGAUGUAUAAUAGUAGGUAAUGGCGGUAUCCUUAGCAACAAGUCUUUAGGAUCCCGCAUCGAUGAAUAUGAUGUUGUGAUAAGACUCAACGAGGCCCCAGUGAGUGGUUACACCAGGGAUGUGGGUACUAAGACCACCCUGAGGAUAACCUAUCCCGAAGGGGCCAUCCAGAAGACCGAGCGCUAUGAGAAAGAUUCCCUCUUUGUCUUUUCUGCUUUCAAACCUCUCGACUUUAAAUGGUUGAGACAGAUGGUCUUCAAAGAGAAACCGCAAGGAACAGAGGGCUUCUGGAAGUCUGUAGCGCACUCUGUGCCCCGGCAACCCUCAGAGAUACGGAUCCUCAACCCCUACUUCAUACAAGAGGCUGCCUUCCAGUUUAUUGGCCUUCCACAGAACAAUGGCCUCAUGGGAAAAGGGAACAUUCCAACGUUGGGCACCGUCGCCAUCACGAUGGCCCUUCAUAACUGUGAUGAGGUUGCUGUUGCAGGAUUUGGCUAUGACAUGAACACCCCUCAUGCACCCUUGCACUACUACGAAACAGUCAAAAUGUCUGCCAUAAAAGAGUCAUGGACUCACAACAUCUCAAAAGAAAAGGAGUUUCUCCGCAAGUUGGUGAAGGCCAACAUUAUCACAGACUUAACCAAUGGGAUUUGAACCUCCCAAGGUGGGUGCCUUUCUAGGAGGACUCAAAAACACAGAGUCCUGAGAAACCCUGGACUAGACAACACGGAGGAGCGAGAUUUCAGAGGUGGGACCAAUGGCUGAGUUAAGAUGCACAUGUGCCUUCUAACCGACAGGCUUCCUCUGAGUGGGGCAUUGAAGGAUUCUUGAAUGUCUUGGGAGACAAUCCUUGUUCAAGUACAGAUGGAAGAUAUCAGAGACUUUGAGGUGACCAACACACACAGCGCUUGAGGAACGAGUCGCAACAUGAACUGAUUGUGCCAAAUGUACCUCUUUCAGAGGAGAUGUCUCUCCUCUCCUGCCUGAAUGUAUUAACGGUGUAAAUAUGAAAGAUUUUUACGGUGCAUUUUAAUGAACUGCUACGGCCCCUGGGGUUCUGCCUUCACACGUGAUUCUCCGUCCAGGGCAAUCAGUGCAUAUCCUGCCCUAGUGUGAGGAAGGGCAGAGGCAGGUCUUUGAUUCAGCCCUUCUUCUGAGCACAGGAGGCUCUUUAUCUCCUGAAUGUGAGCUUAUUAUGUUACAGCUUCUUUUGUCAAAGAAAGAAGCUCAAUCUUGAAGUUAUUUAUUUUGGUGCACAGAUGAAGGCCUUUUUUUUUUUUUUUUUUUUUUUUUUUUUUUGGAAAGCUCCCUUUCCAAAAUGUAUUAUUAAUACCACAAUUUGCUUUAGGUGAAAAACUGAGUACCUAUUAGGGGUGUACCGAUACCAAUUUUUUCCAAUAUAAUUCUGAUACCUGAAUUGUUGAAACUUGCUAAAUACACACUACUUUGUUAUGAAUAAGCAGAAAACCCAAGAAAAAAAUACAUAUUUUAUGCUAUUGUUCAAAUGUUUGGAAUUAUUUAUUUUAUUCGUUUUUUUUAUUUAUUUUAAAACAUUUAUCUUAUAAUUAAUCAUAUUCCGCAAGAAUGCAUUAAAUUGAUCAAAAGUGGCAGUAAAGACUGUUAAAUUGCUACAUUAAAUAUAUUCAAAUUAAUGCCAUUUCUUUUUCUUCUUCCAAAAUAAUAAUAAUAAUAAUACAGUACAGUAGCAACAACCAAAACAUUUAGAAAAUGCGAAAUACAGUCCUUAAAAAGGAAAAAAAGAAAAAGAAAAACAUUUUAUACACAGAUUAUGCAUAACGGGAACAUUGGGACAAUUAGGACAGGGUUUUACUGUUAUGACUGUUGUAAUCGAUAAUGCUAAAUGGAUAAUGACAUUUUGACAUUAUACAUAUUCUAAUGUUCAAAAGCUUGGGGUCAAUGGUUUUUUUUUUUUUUUUUUUUUUUUUUUUUUUUUAAUUCUUAUUAAACAAGGAUGAAUUGGUCACACUUUAUUAUAAGCUUCAAUUCUCGCUAUUAACACUACCAUUAAAUAUUACCUUUGCCUCAAAUUCUUAAUUUGCUGCUAAUUAAUAGUAAGGAAGGUAGUUGUUAAGUUUAGGUAUUGGUAGGAUUAGGGAUGUAGAGUGUUCAUGGAGAAUAUGUGCUUUAAAAGUACUAAUAAACAGCCAAUUUGUUAAUACAGGCAUGCUAAUAAGCAGCUAUUUAAUAGUGAGAAUUGGUCCCUAUACUAAAGUGUUCCCGGUGUAUUAAAUUGAUCAAAAGUGACAGUAUUGAAUUUUACAUUGUAAAAUUAGUAAUUUUGUUUCAAAUAAAUGCUGUUUAAUAUUUUA